GAUGGCGACAUUUCAAAAAUAUUUUGUCAGAGUUGAAAAAAUAGUGAAGAUCGUGAAGACUCGAAUUCAGUGAAAUUUGUGCCGUUGAAUUGAUUAAAUUGAUUAAACAUGUUAAAUGAUAAUGUAAGUUGAUAAGGAUGGCUGGAAAUCAAAGUGAUCUAUACAGAUGGAAGCGAAUUACGUCGAAGAAUAAGCCUGUGGCCUCGGUUACUAAGAAGUCCUCAAAACCAACUGAUGAUAUUCAAGAUUGGAUCAAGAAAGUCGAAGAAGCAUCCAACCAAGCAGCAGCAGUGACCUUUGGCCUUCCAGCUAGAGGUCAAAGGUCAAAUGGAUAUCGUACAGUGGAGGCCACUCUAGACGCUGUACAUGAUCAUGAUGAGGCGUACAGUGAAGCACAAGACCUCCUUAGUCAGUGGAUGGCUGAGAAAUGCAACUUGGAUGAUCCUGUGAUGAUGUAUGAUGAGGAUGAAAAUGAGGGCGCACUUCAAGGGUCAACGGAGGUCAGAUCUGCUCUGCGGAGUGAAUGGGACGACAUGCUAGAGAGGCAUGAUCCAAUGCUAGUCAGCAAGACCAAAUAUACAACAUCAGAUGAACUGUAUGCUGACAUUGAGAGCAGGGAUGACUACAGUACUGUGCAGAAUAUACUUGGUUCUCUUAUGGAGAAAGAAUUGAUGGCACCAAAACAAAAGAAGAAACUUCAGUUGGCCAGUGAAGAAAAGAAGAAGACUGACCCAAGAACAACAAUGGCUGCCAGGCAACAGAAGGUUAAAGAGAACCGACUGAAGAAGGAGCUGGAACGCAAGCAGCAGCUGGAAACCAGGCAGGCCAAGAAGACGGCACAGUUACAGGCUAGACAGAUGGUACAACAAGAAGAGAAAGAGAAGGCAAUGAAGAUACAGAGAGAAGAACAGAUGAUAAGAGAAGAGAUGAUGAGGAUUAGAAAGGAAUUACAAGAGCAGAAGAGAUUGGAGGAGGAGGCACGAACAAGGGAUAAAGCAAUCUUAGCGGAAGCUCGAAGAGAGGAAGACGAGAGACAAAGAAAGGAGGAGCUUGUAAUGAGGAAGAUAGAGAACGCUAGACAGCAGCAGAUAGAUGAAGAUAGGAGAGCUAAGGAGGAGAGAAUGAUAAGAGAUGCUCAAGAGGCUCGUAGGCUUACGACCCUUCAGAGUCACUUCCAUGCGUGGUAUCGGCUCGUCCAGGACCAUCGGCUUCAGCUGGGUAAAGCGAGGGCGCUCUCCGAAUGGCGAUGUCUCCUGAAAUCUUGGAACGCUUGGAGAGCUUUUGUCAGAGCAUGCCGAGCUGAAAGGGAAGCCAAGCAAACUGAAAUGGACAUUAAGCUUUCCCACAGGAGAAAAAUUGCGGCUGAGAAUCAUUACCGUCACCAUCUCCUUCAGAAGACGUUUGUUGCUUGGCAGGUCUACGGUCAUAAAGAAAGCCAAGAGAAGGAAUUCAAUGAGCAGCAAUCGCAGAGACGAUCUAAGAUGGCUGCCUUCCUUGAUGCUGCAGCGUCAGGCAAGCUUUGGACCAAUCGUAGUCAGGAAGAGGAACUGACUCCUCGCUCCGAUCGACCGGUCUCUGCCGGUAGGGUGAUGGGGGCCAACUUUGAUGGUGGAGAUGGAUCUGAUCCCAUCUCUAGCCGAAGUGAUCCUUCUUCCCGACCUGGUUCUACACACACCAGACAGGAGAAAGGGACCAGGCACCAGUCUUCAAGGAAACCUAAACAUGCAUGGCAGGUUACAAGGAAACAUGUUAAUCUGACUGCAGAAGAAAUAGCUUCAAUUGGAGACAAUAUGGAUGCUGCUUUGGCAGACAAUCCAACAGCUGGACAACCUCCCUCUGGUGUGAAGCACUCCAAGGAAGGCAAAAGGCCUAUUCAGUACACAGUGAAUAAUUUUGAACAUCGAUAUUCUGCACAGCAGAAGCUUCUUGUUGAGCAACAGGAGCAGUUGAGGGAGCAAAGACGGUUGAUAGAAGAGCUGCAACUGGGUCAAAAGCAACAGGCGAUGAAGAAGCAGUUGGAGCAGAUUCAAGAUGGGGAGUAUACACAGGACCUGGAAGAGCACCCUGAAGGACAUCCAUUGGAUAACAUGUUUAACAGAGGUCAAAGGUCAGCAAGAUCUGACCUCAGUGCUGGGGACUCUACGUCAAGAACAAACUGGAGUGAAGAGUCAGCUUCUUCUAACAGGACAAGGUCAACCUCAAGGUCACAACCUCCUAUACUCAAAGGAAUGGAGGAUAGAGCAGCUCAAAGGGCAAAAUUGAAAGCAGAGCGUGAGGAGAAACAUAAACAGAAAGAAAGAAAAAAACUGAAAGAGAUGCAGGAAGAAGAGGAAAGAAAGGUAGCUGCAGAGGAGGCUGAGAAGAAAGCAGCAAUUGAGAAGAGAAGAGAGGAGAAAAGACUUGCUAAACAGAGAGAGCAGGAGAAAUUGGAUCGCAUUGAAAAAUCACGGCGGCAGAUGGCACAAGCAGAUGCUCACUAUCAGAGUUCGCUGCUCCGUCAUUACGGCUUCAAGCCAUGGUGUAAACUGGUACACAUGUCAAGACAGAAUAUGCAGGUUGCAGUGGAUCAUCACAGUCAUAACUUGCUUCACACAGUACUAUUAUCAUGGCAUCACAUGACACAGGAAGUAAUUCAACGUAAGAAUGACCUCGCUGAUGUCAGGUUCCAAGAGAUUCUUCUAAGAAGAAGUUUCAAUUCGUGGAAGAGGUUUGGACAUUACCAGUCCAUACAGCUUCAGAAGGCUAGAAGGCAUUAUCUCCGCAGACUGAAAUCUAAAGCCUUGUUGCGAUGGAGAGAUUGGGUGACGGAUGAGAGAAUAAGGGCGUGGCAAGCAGAGGAGAGAGCCGAGGAACACGAUACAAGCCGGAUAAUGAAGACAGCAUUCCGUGCUUGGAGACGAUACCCCAAGAUGCUGAAGGAAGAGAGAGCUAAGGAGAUCCGGCGACAGGAAAUAAGGAGGAAAGUUGCAUCUAUUAUUCCAGACUUUGGACUUACAUGAAUGAUGAUAAAAAUUAAUCUAGCUAAUUUGGCAUUUUUAUCAAUCACUUCAUCAGAUGUUUUGCAGACCAACUGUUACACACCCUGGUUUUAAGGAUUGAAUUCCUGCCAGGCCCUCAUUUACUUCAUCUGGGUCGAGUGCAGCACAGUUUGAAUAAAUUUGUUGCUGAAGGAAAACUGGCCAUGGCUAGGAUUUGAACCCAUGGCCCUUUGAUUGAAAGACAAGAGUCAGAACCACUAAACCAUGACGCACCCACCAUGAAAAUGAUUAGGGCUCCAAUUCAGUUUUACUUAUUCAAUUACUGUAAACUCAGAAGUAUAGAUAAAUAUGAAAUAUAGAUGUCUCGUUAAUAUGUUAUCCCAUCAUGGUACAUGAAGUUCAUGGAUUCUGUGCCAGUGAGGCCUGCACAAAUUUGAAAACUCACAAAAUGUCAGUGGCUUCUUAUGGUUAUUUAUUGCUAAUGCAGCUCAAUCCAUCUGCCAUGCCAGCCAAAUGGUGACACAACAUUAUGCUUCUACAACAAUUGUUCCUGGCUUUAGUUUGCCUUCAGAUUUUAAUAGGUUAAAGCUAAAUGAACGUAGUUGCAGUAAAACACUGAUUUCGUGAGAAAGUCUGUAAAACCAAGGUACAGUAUUGAAAUAUCAUUGUGGAUCUGGUACAGUUACAUAAACUGAACUUUGUGAAAUCAUAAUAUCUAGCUAAAAAAACAAUCACACUGAAGAUCGCCAACACAGAUAGGCACACGUGGGACAGUGUAUUAUUAUUGCUGGAAUAAAGACCCGACGGAAGUGACCGAAUCCGCGCUUAUUUUGCUUAUUUCUCAGCAAUUACACAAUUUCUUCCAGAAUCCUUUGGCACAUAUUUUUUAUUCAUACAAACAGACACUUUGGUGAUCAUUAUAUUAAAUUCUGUAAAAAGUCAUUUUGAGAUCGUUCCCACAACUGGAAAAUAUCUUUUAAGGGUGAGCGUUGUGAUAAGGUGUUAUGUUAUGUUCAGGGUUAGGUAUAUGGUACGGUAAAGUGUUAAAUCCAGGGUUGAAGUUGGCCAUUCAGCUACUGUGUGGAAUUUAUAGCUGAACAAUUGUUGCCAGAGAUGUCAUGUAUUCAGCCAACACCCUCAUGUACAUACGAAUAUAGCUGAUUUUGCACCUAAGAAUAUGUUCCAGUAGUGUGUAAACUAGUAUAUAACUUCACAAACCGCUUUAUGAAACCUUGUGACUCGUAAAUAAUACUUUGGGCCAAAUCAGAAUCUUGAUCAAUAUGAAUCCUAUCGGCGUAAGUUGAAGCCAGGGUCACAUUUCAUAACACAUUAACACUUUCUAUAACAAGUUUACUGUACGCCAAUCAGAUUGAAUGAUUUUAGUACAUUUAAAUCGUGAUUGCAUAUUUGUUAUAAUAACAAGUUGUUUGAAACGGGCCCCUUAUCUCUGAAGAUCUUAAUUUUCUUAUGCAUAUGCAUGUGAAUGCAAAGUUAAUAACAAUGAAAGUAACUGAAAUUAACAAGAAUGAUAAGAAAUGAUGUGCAAUGUGAAAUUACAUGUAUUCCUUCAGUAAAUUUAGGGGAAAAAUAGAUUUGAUCUUAUUAGACUAAGUGUGUGACAUCAACUAUUCUCCUUGAUUUGAUUGCCAUGAAAUGUACUUGAUCUUUAUAUUACAUGUAUUGGAAAAUUUAGAUUGUGGGGGAAGGAUAUUCUAGUGCAUAUUAUAUCAUGUAUCACUGCUUUGGGUGUGAACAGGGACAAUUUUCCUGUGCCUACAAUAAUAAGUACUUUCACAGUCCUAUGGAUAGCUGUACAAAUCAGAUUAUGAUAAUAAGUUAAUAAAGGCAACAUCAAUUUA
Messenger RNA from Lytechinus pictus (painted urchin), 4837 nucleotides. RefSeq names its product coiled-coil domain-containing protein 191-like. The record is from RefSeq and is a predicted model, not a curated record. NCBI's taxonomy places the organism in Eukaryota, Metazoa, Echinodermata, Echinoidea, Temnopleuroida, Toxopneustidae. The coding region runs from base 138 to 2999 and encodes 953 amino acids. The transcript has 17 exons.